Humulus lupulus (European hop) is the source of this 2226-nucleotide messenger RNA. Its product is annotated as probable methyltransferase PMT15. Gene Ontology annotation, cellular component: cytoplasm; endosome; trans-Golgi network. The coding region runs from base 177 to 2093 and encodes 638 amino acids. Gene Ontology annotation, molecular function: methyltransferase activity. NCBI's taxonomy places the organism in Eukaryota, Viridiplantae, Streptophyta, Magnoliopsida, Rosales, Cannabaceae. The record is from RefSeq and is a predicted model, not a curated record. The transcript has 6 exons.
AUAAAUUUGACAAAUUAAUUUGUCACCUCACGCACACUAUAUAAUAUACACACACAAAUCGUCUUCAAUCACUGUUUUUCUAUAUAUACUUUUUUUCUUCUCAUUUUUUUUUCUCUUUCAGUUUUGAUUGUAGAAGAAUCGACCGAAUUCGGUAGAGAGAUUUUGUUUUGGCGUUAAUGGCUGAAACGAAUCGACUCGGCCGAUUGGCCUUGAUCAGAAGCAAAAGAUUACCUAGUCUAUACUUCUUGACCAGCGCUGUCAUCCUUUGCUCGAUCUGCUACUUCGUCGGAUUCUACCAACACUACAAAGGCGUUGCGACCUCCGCCGCCUCUGUCGUCGUCUCCAAGUACCCAUGCUCGCCGCUCCGUUCGAACUUGACGGCUAUCGGCCAGCUCGACUUCGAGGCUCACCAUCGCGCUGAGGAUCUCCAACUAGCUCCACCGGCAGCGCCUGCUCGUCGCAUUCCGGCGUGUGCCGUCGAGCUGAGCGAGCACACUCCGUGCGAGGACGUGAAGAGGUCGCUGAGUUUCGACAGGGAGAAGCUGAUUUACCGUGAGAGGCAUUGUCCGGCGCCGGAGGAGAAGUUAAAGUGUAGAAUUCCGGCACCGUACGGGUACAGAACGCCGUUCCGGUGGCCCGAGAGUCGGGGAUUGGCGUGGUAUGCGAAUGUUCCUCAUAAGGAGUUGACUGUUGAGAAGAGGAACCAGAAUUGGGUGCAUUAUGAGAGGGGACGUUUCAAAUUCCCCGGCGGAGGGACCAUGUUUCCAAACGGCGCCGACGCCUACAUCGAUGAUAUCGGAAAGUUGAUUAAUCUGAAAGACGGCUCCAUCAGAACCGCCAUUGAUACUGGUUGUGGGGUUGCAAGCUGGGGUGCUUACCUACUGUCCAGGGACAUCUUGGCAGUAUCGUUUGCCCCAAGGGACACCCAUGAAGCUCAGGUCCAAUUUGCUCUUGAACGAGGAGUUCCUGCUUUGAUUGGAAUUCUUGCGUCCAUAAGACUUCCUUACCCUUCAAGAUCAUUUGACAUGGCUCACUGCUCUCGCUGCCUAAUUCCUUGGGGUCAAUAUGAUGGACUUUAUUUGAUUGAAGUUGAUCGAAUUCUGCGUCCUGGAGGAUAUUGGAUUUUGUCUGGGCCGCCCAUAAACUGGGAGAACCACUGGAAAGGCUGGAAUAGAACUCGUGAAGAUCUCCAAGCUGAGCAGAAUGGGAUUGAGGCUGUCGCCAAAAGCCUUUGCUGGAAGAAAUUGAAGCAGAAGAAUGAUCUUGCCAUUUGGCAGAAACCAACUAAUCAUGUCCACUGUAGGUUGAACCGCAAGGUUAUCAAGAAACCGCAAUUCUGUCAAGAUCAGGAUCCAGACAAAGCAUGGUACACUAAAAUGGAGGAAUGUUUGACCCCACUGCCGAGUGUAACAGACAUAAGAGAAGUAGCAGGUGGUGAAGUGGCUAAAUGGCCAGAGAGGUUGACUUCUGUCCCUCCAAGGAUUAGCAGUGGAAGUUUGACUGGAAUUACACCUGAGAUUUUCAUGGAAAACACAGAGUUGUGGAAGAAGAGAGUGGCAUAUUACAAAAACUUUGACAGUCAGUUGGCAGAGCAAGGAAGGUACCGGAAUUUGCUUGACAUGAACUCCUACUUGGGAGGCUUUGCUGCUGCACUAAUCAAUGAUCCUGUUUGGGUUAUGAAUGUUGUUCCUGUUGAGGCCGAGACCAACACCCUUGGUGUCAUUUACGAGCGUGGAUUGAUUGGAACUUUUCAAAACUGGUGUGAGGCUAUGUCUACAUAUCCAAGAACUUACGACUUCAUUCACGCAGAUUCAGUUUUUAGCCUCUAUCAGGACAGAUGUGAAAUGGAACAUAUUCUUUUAGAAAUUGAUAGGAUUUUGAGGCCACAAGGUAGUGUAAUUUUCAGGGAUGAUGUGGAUAUGAUAAUUAAAGUGAAGGGAAUUAUGGAUACAAUGCAAUACACUACAAGAAUUAUAGACCAUGAAGAGGGACCCUUAGAGAGGGUAAAGAUACUCUUAGGAUACAAGCAGUAUUGGACAGCUCCAAGCCCAGCCUCCAUCAGUAAAAGAAGAGAAAUUGAAAGUAGUUCGUAGUUCUUGGGUUUCUUAAGAAUCACUUCAUUUUUUUUUACAAUUUCAUGUCCAUCAUUUUAUUGGAAAAUUGAUUCUUUGAAAUUGAACAGAUAUCAACAUGAUUAAUAGAAAGAAUUUUUCAGAUUGUAUUCAA